This is a messenger RNA of Staurois parvus, 438 nucleotides long. The record is from the annotation of a GenBank genome assembly. NCBI's taxonomy places the organism in Eukaryota, Metazoa, Chordata, Amphibia, Anura, Ranidae.
UGAUCAGCUGUGUCCAAUCACAGCUGAUCACAUGUACACUGACCAUCAGGUGACUGAUGAUCAGUGGGCCCUGAUGAUCAGUGUAGCCCCAGCAGUGCCACCUGUCAGUGUCCAUCAGUGCCUUAUGUCAGUGCUCAUCAGUGCCUCGUGCCAGUGCCUAUCAGUGCCACAUAUCAGUGCCUACCAGUGCACAAUGCCACAUAGCAGUGCCCAUCUGAGCUGCCUUUCAGUGCCACCUAUCAAUGCCAAUCAGUGCCACCUAUCAGUGCUUCCAAUCAGUGCCACCUAUCAGUGGCAGUCAGUGCUGCCUACCAGUGCCGCCUAACAGUGCCAGUCCAUGCCGCCUAACAGUGCCAGUCCGUGCUGCCUAACAGUGCCAGUCCGUGCCGCCUAACAGUGCUGCUGAUCAGUGCCAUGUAUCAGUGAUGCCUUUCAGUG